UGGAAAAGUCACCUCCUGGAGAGCUGUAGUGAAGGCUCGGGAUGCAAAGGGUUAACCAGUUACCCGGUGAGCAUCAGCCUGACUGUUUGAAAGAUGAUGAUAGUGGGGACCAUGACCAGAACGAAGAGAACAGCACACAGAAAGAUGGUGAGAAGGAGAAAAAUGAUCGUGACAAAUCCCAGAGUAGCACCAAGAGGAAGGCUGUUGUCCCAGGGCCGGCUGAGCACCCCCUGCAGUAUAAUUAUACGUUCUGGUACUCCAGACGAACACCUGGGAGACCCACCAGCUCUCAGAGCUACGAACAGAACAUCAAACAGAUUGGCACUUUUGCCUCGGUGGAGCAGUUCUGGAGGUUUUACAGUCACAUGGUGCGUCCUGGGGACCUGACAGGCCAUAGCGACUUCCAUCUCUUCAAAGAGGGAAUCAAACCCAUGUGGGAGGACGAUGCCAACAAAAACGGUGGCAAGUGGAUUAUCCGCCUGCGCAAGGGCUUAGCAUCCCGCUGCUGGGAGAAUCUCAUUCUGGCCAUGUUGGGAGAACAGUUCAUGGUGGGGGAAGAAAUCUGUGGGGCAGUUGUCUCAGUCCGGUUCCAGGAGGAUAUUAUCUCCAUAUGGAACAAGACGGCUAGCGACCAGGCGACGACCGCUCGGAUACGGGACACCUUACGCCGAGUGCUUAACUUACCUCCAAACACCAUCAUGGAAUACAAAACGCACACCGACAGCAUCAAGGCCUGGGAGGAGUUUCAUGGCCUGGUGAACAGCAGUGGUCGCUGAUCGAACGCUCCCCCUCUCUCUGUCACGCCCAGGGGAUAAUUCGAGUUUUCGAAACACAAAAAUCACAUUGUGAGAACAAGGCGGACGGGAAACUCCUCUCGGUGUGAAGCCUCCGAGGGGUCUCCAGCCGGGCCCUGCCACUUCUGGAGGGCUGCGCAGGCUGGAUUGACAGCGCCGCCCUUUUGCGCUCAGCCCCGGAGGAAGGAUUUUGUUUGUGCCCCUUUGUGUUGGUGACUAAUAAGAGGCCGGCCUGGCCUCACUGCUCUUUUCAGGGCCAGUGCUGGAGGCCGGCUUUUCAGGUAUCAGGUGCCCUCCCCGUACCUCCUUCAGCACUUUCUUUCCAUUCCCUGAGCAGAGGGUUUUGGGAUCCCGUGUUCUUGUGCUGAGGGGUACCAGUAUUAAGGCAUCUCUGCGGCCAGGAGAGAGCCCAUUGGUUUGCAAAUGCCCCCUAUUCGCUCUGCCAAUAAAUUAUUGGGUCUCUGUUUCUUU
Pelodiscus sinensis (Chinese soft-shelled turtle) is the source of this 1265-nucleotide messenger RNA. Lineage: Eukaryota; Metazoa; Chordata; Testudines; Trionychidae. The record is from RefSeq and is a predicted model, not a curated record.